Messenger RNA from Durotheca rogersii, 3693 nucleotides. RefSeq names its product glycosyltransferase family 1 protein. Lineage: Eukaryota; Fungi; Ascomycota; Sordariomycetes; Xylariales; Xylariaceae. Gene Ontology annotation, biological process: carbohydrate metabolic process. Gene Ontology annotation, molecular function: UDP-glycosyltransferase activity; hexosyltransferase activity. Bases 156 to 3500 code for a protein of 1114 amino acids. The transcript has 2 exons. The record is from RefSeq and is a predicted model, not a curated record.
CUCGAAUAGCUCUGCCCUGCUUUUGCCGCGCCCAGUCCGGUCUGACGGUGAUUGAGACCCGAUGUGACAGUUGGCGCUAUACUCGUACCUCGAACUGUCGGCGCUGACAUCCGCCCGAACGCCAGUUCUUGUUCCUGUCGGAAUCCCGAGUACUGAUGCCUUCCACCGAACUUAAUGAGCCGCUGGUGGCUCCUGUAGACGGUUGGGAGUCCGAGGAGGCUCGACUCCAAGUACCCCAUGCGGAGCGUGGUGCCCGUCGCGGAACUACCUUACGAGAUCCGCAAGGCCGUCUCAUCUACCCCAACUACGUCCCUCCCGGCGUCGAAACACCCGGUCCAUCGCCUUUGUGCCAGAAUCUUUCCUUCGUAAGCGCCCUCGAGCAACCACUAUCCCCUGGCCCUACUACCCCUAUCGAUGCCCAUCGGAAGUCUAGCUCACUGCCCGUUUUCAACCAACGCCCGAGGCUAGGGCAGUCCUCUACCUGCAAUCCUGCCCGCAACGAGCGUCAACCUUCCGCCUUCCUUAACUUCCCUACGUUCAAGCGCGCUGGCACGGAUAUUUUUACUCGAAAAGGAAUUGUUCCGGAGGAUACGCGCGAUUCUAUCAGCGACGAUGGCACAUCCGAUUCACCUUCGUCGUCGGAGACAGAAAAUCCAGACACCCGCACCGAUAGGCCUAAGGGAAGGUCGCGAGGAUGGCCCAAACCGGAUCCCUCUGGUGACAAAUAUCGCCGUUUCCAGGCGGCGAAUGACCUUUACACCACCAAAGGCAAGGUUUCUAAGAGGGACGGCCGGUUAAAUAUCACGUUGAGUAGUACGAGAGAUUACGGAUACCUUGCCAAGGCGUUUGGCGCUGCUGUCAAGAAGGUCGUCCGUAGGAAAAGCCAUGACGCAAGCCAACGGCCGGCCGCCUCUCCGUCUUCUCCGGCCGCCGCCAUAACACCAGGUGCGGGAAGGAGACCGCCUAGGCUGAACAUAGUCAUCAUGGUAAUCGGCUCGCGUGGCGAUGCUCAACCAUUUUUGCGGCUCGGCUCGGUUCUCAAAGAAUAUGGUCACCGCGUGAGAAUUGCCACGCACCCUGCUUUCCGCGAAUUUGUCGAAAACGACUCGAAGCUGGAGUUCUUCUCCGUCGGAGGGGACCCGUCGGAGCUGAUGGCGUUUAUGGUCAAGAACCCUGGAAUGAUCCCCACGAUAGGGGCAGUGAAGGCUGGCGACAUUGGGAGGAGGCGGGCCGCCAUGGCUGAGAUGUUCGAGGGGUUCUGGCGAGCUUGUAUCAACGCAACCGACAAUGAGAAAGACACACAAAAUUUGAAAAUGAUGGGCCAGAAGGACCCAUUCGUUGCAGAUGCCAUCAUUGCCAACCCGCCUAGUUUCGCACAUAUCCAUUGCGCCGAAGCCCUGGGCAUUCCUCUACAUCUCAUGUUCACAUUCCCCUACACGCCAACACAAGCGUUCCCCCACCCUUUAGCGAGUAUCAAGAAGUCGAAUGUGGACCCUGGUUAUACCAACCUACUAUCUUAUCCCCUCGUCGAGACCAUGAUUUGGCAGGGUCUCGGAGACCUCGUGAACGAAUUUCGGGUGAAGACGUUAGGGCUUGACCCGGUUUCAACCCUCUGGGCGCCGGGGGCGACGUAUCGCUUACACGUGCCAUUCACGUAUCUAUGGAGUCCGGGUCUCGUACCCAAGCCUGACGACUGGGGACCAGAGAUCGACGUGUCGGGCUUCGUCUUCCUCGAUCUUGCGUCUUCCUAUGAGCCGCCGGAGAGUCUCGUGAAGUUUUUGGACGCCGGCGAAGCACCGAUUUACGUCGGUUUUGGGUCCGUUGUGGUCGAUGACGCCGAUCAAUUUACCGACAUGGUUUUCCGAGCGGUGGAGCAGGCGGGCGUCCGUGCCUUGGUGUCUAAAGGUUGGGGCGGCCUAGGUCAGGAAAACAUCCCCGAAGACAUCUACCUACUCGAUAACGUUCCGCACGAUUGGCUGUUCCCCAGGGUCCGGGCCUGUGUUAUCCACGGGGGUGCUGGGACUACUGCUAUUGCGUUGAAAUGCGGCAAGCCGAUCAUGAUCGUGCCCUUCUUUGGUGACCAGUUUUUCUGGGGCCCUAGGGUCAGCGAUGCAGGUGCAGGGCCGGUACCCGUACCAUACAAGAAACUAAGUGUCGAAGCACUCGCAGACGGUAUCAGAUUUUGCACGACAAGCGAAGCGGUAGCGGCCGCACAGAAUAUCGCCAGAAGCAUCGAGCUUGAAGGCGACGGCGCCAAAAACGCGGUCGAUGCAUUCCAUCGCAACCUGCCGCUUUCCGGAAAGACAUCCAUGCGAUGUUCGAUCCUAGAUGGCCGUGUAGCGGUUUGGAGGGUCAAGGGAACUGUUCUGAAGCUGAGUGCCGUGGCAGCUGAUAUUGCCGUGAGUCAGGGCCUGGUGCCCUGGCGAAAGUUGCGCUUAAUCCGACAUAAGGAAUGGAAUGAUUUCGAAGGGCCAGGUGAGCCCAUCACAGGGGUUGCCGGCUCCCUGAUGAAGAGCAUUGGCGGGUUGGUCAGGGGGAUUGGCAAUGUCCCAUAUCGGUUAGCAAAGACGUCUUACGAUAGGGCCAAGCUCAAGAAGAAGAAGAAGGCGAAAAAGAGUCGCCGAAGAAACGACGCGGUAGUUGAACCGUCCAGUGGAUUUCCCUUUCCAGAGGGAGGGGAUGGAAAUACUGGUCCCACCGUUGGUCUCGCCGAAGAUGCCCGGAAGCCGACGGCAACGACACCUGGGUCGGUACCCCUCGAACCUGCGCCAGAAGAAUACUUCAAUGAUAUACGGGAAGGGGUAGGCGAUAUAAGCCGAUCCUUAGUCCAUGUGCCGGCCGACUUCUUCCUCGCUCUAGCUCGCGGAUUCCAUAAUGCCCCUCGCCUCUACGGCGAUGACACCGUUAGACGUCCGAUUCGCAUUACCGGAAUACGGUCAGGGCUUAAGGCCGCAGGCUACGAAUUUUUCUACGGGAUAUAUGACGGAUUCACCGGGAUUGUGCGACUUCCGGUUCGUGGCGCUAAAAACGAAGGUGUCAGGGGCGCGUUCCUGGGUGUCGGCAUGGGGCUUACCGGGUUUGUGCUGAAAGACGUAGCGGCAGUGGUCGGCCCUAUAGGCUACGUUCUCCAAGGAAUCGUCAAGCAGGUCGAAGGCAAAGACCAGCCCAUGAAGUACCUCCGCCGUGCGCAUAUUGUCCAGGCGCAGCGCGAGCUCCGCGCGCUCAGCGAAGCCGAACGCAAGACCACGGUGGAUACAGUUCUGAAGGGAUGGCAUAUCAUGAACGGGUUGGCGGAAGCGAUCACGCAGCAGGAAGGGAAACGACGUCUCAUACCGCGAAUUGGCGGCGAUGGAAGCGGGAAGAAUAAGAGUGCCCAUAUAUUGAGAAGACACGGCCACGAUCCCAUCUUUGAGAACGUCCGAGGGGCAGAGAAGGCCCUCGAUGCUGUAAAUAGGGGUGAGGAUAUAGGAGCUGUGCUCGCUAAGCACAGGGGGACGUAGAUACGACGAGAGGACAACGAAGGAGCGAGCUAAUUUUUUUUAAAAGUCGGGAUCGCGAUGGCCCGGAGUAGUUUCCGGGUGACUCGAAAACCCUGCAUUAGACAGGCGGAGGGGGGUUCUGCAACAACAGGAAUUCAUUACGCCCAGCCUAGCAUCCAGACCUAUCCAUUUUGCCCACAAAUAUAGGGAGUGU